Haemonchus placei is the source of this 210-nucleotide messenger RNA. Lineage: Eukaryota; Metazoa; Nematoda; Chromadorea; Rhabditida; Trichostrongylidae. The record is from the annotation of a GenBank genome assembly.
AUGAUUUGAGGGAUACCGAGUCCAUUGAGGUGACGCCGAAAUGAACCUCCCUGUGCAAUGGAUGGUCCCAGUGAAGAAGAACCUUCUUCGAGCGACAGGCUAUCCCAGUCCGAAUUCACUGAUCUGUCUUCGCUUUCAACCAUAAAUUCUGUAAAGGCGUUGAGAUUUUAUGGGCUCAGUCGAGAGGAAUGGAAUGAGAUAUUGUUUUGA